CCUCCAUCUCCAUCUCGAAAUCAGAGGCGCGCCACGCGUCAGGCAGUGGUGAAAGUUACGUUGAAGCCUGCAUGGAGUGAGAGGUGUGGUGUUGAGUCCCCACUAAAGACGAGGGGGGAGAGAGAGAGAGAGAGAGAGGGAGAGAUGCUUAAAUAGAGGUUGAAGGGAGCGGAGGGGAAGGGAAGGGCUUCAAUUCAAUCUUCAUUUUGCCUGUCGGCCCAGAGAAAGGGGGGAGAGAGAGAGAAAGACAGAGAGGCUCGUUGCCUGUAUAUCCCCCGAGGAUCACACUCGAUUAAGACCAUGGGAGCUGGUGGACGAAUGUCUGUCCCAACAACCAAUGAUAGAAAGAAGAACCCGCUCGACAGGGUCCCUCACUUGAAACCACCAUUCACGCUUGGCGAAAUCAAGAAAGCAAUCCCACCUCACUGCUUUAACCGGUCUGUGAUCCGCUCAUUCUCUUAUGUUGUCUAUGACCUCACCCUGGCCCUCCUUUUCUACCAUGUUGCCACCUCUUACUUCCAUGUCCUCCCACUGUACUUCCAAUAUGUUGCAUGGCCCAUCUACUGGACAGUUCAAGGUUGCAUUCUCACUGGUGUCUGGGUCAUUGCUCACGAAUGCGGUCACCAUGCAUUCAGUGAUUACCAAUGGGUGGAUGACACAGUUGGCCUCAUCCUCCACUCUGCCCUUUUAGUUCCUUACUUCUCUUGGAAAUACAGUCACCGCCGGCAUCAUUCCAAUACUGGUUCACUUGAUCGUGAUGAAGUUUUUGUCCCCAAGCCCAAAUCAGACCUCUCAUGGUAUUUCAAGUACUUGAACAACCCAUUGGGAAGACUUCUCACUCUUGUAAUCACACUCACUCUUGGGUGGCCCUUGUAUUUGGCCUUCAACGUAUCUGGAAGGCCUUAUGAUCGUUUUGCCUGUCACUUCGACCCAUAUGGUCCAAUUUACAACGACCGAGAAAGGCUUCAAAUUUACAUUUCUGAUGUUGGUAUCAUAACUGCCAGCUAUAUUCUCUAUCGAAUUGCUCUGGUGAAAGGGCUGGCUUGGCUCGCCUGUGUCUAUGGGGUUCCUCUGCUUAUAGUGAAUGGUUUCCUUGUGAUCAUCACCUAUCUGCAGCACACUCACCCAUCUCUUCCUCACUAUGACUCGUCGGAAUGGGAUUGGCUGAGAGGAGCUUUGGCCACUGUGGAUAGAGAUUAUGGAGUGCUAAACAAGGUCUUCCACAAUAUCACAGAUACGCACGUAGCUCACCAUCUCUUCUUCACCAUGCCACACUACCAUGCGAUGGAAGCAACUAAGGCGAUCAAGCCCAUUCUCGGGGAGUACUAUCAAUUCGAUGGCACUCCAUUCUACAAGGCGAUGUGGAGGGAGGCGAGAGAGUGCCUCUACGUGGAGCCAGACGAGGAUGACCCCGCCAAAGGUGUGUUCUGGUAUAGAAACAAGUUUUGAUACGGCUGAUGCCAUAUGAAAUAGGUGUCAGAUGUGUUUGCUGAUUGCAUCUGCAUCUGCAUCUCAGUUGAGUAUUGAGUCUCCUAAAUAUAUUAUGUAACUUUCUCCUGUCUUCUCUGGUUGAGCUGCUGCUUCCUGCUUCCAGUUUCCAUUCGGUAUGUAUUGAAGUUGCAAGGAACCUCUAGUUUUCUUUUAGUGUUGUUAUGUACCAGCAACCAGUCACUACUCACUUUGUAGGAAUCUCUUUCCUCUUGUUUGAAUGCCAAAUUUUGAAAUGC
Molecule: messenger RNA, 1727 nt
Organism: Diospyros lotus (date-plum)
Lineage: Eukaryota; Viridiplantae; Streptophyta; Magnoliopsida; Ericales; Ebenaceae
Product: delta(12)-fatty-acid desaturase FAD2-like
Exons: 2
Coding region: 301-1449 (382 amino acids)
Biological process (GO): lipid metabolic process
Molecular function (GO): oxidoreductase activity, acting on paired donors, with oxidation of a pair of donors resulting in the reduction of molecular oxygen to two molecules of water
Source: RefSeq, a predicted model, not a curated record